AUGGACUUGGAACCUGGAAGCAAGAACAGCGAGAAGUCAGAACGAGUUGUUGAUGGGAGUGAAGGCAGUAAGCACCCUGAAACACCAAAGGUCGUUGAUGGGAGUGAUAGCAGUAGCCAUUUAACAAUACUUCCAGAGGCUACUGCUAAUGAAGGUGGUCCUGUCCCGACCAGAAGACUAAUCUCGAUAUCCUCUUUGUCUUCAUUGGCAUCAGACUCGUCAUUGGAAGAUCUAUUCCAAGUGGAUACAAACAGAAUUACAACUUCAACACAUACUGCUUCCGUCCCUAAACAUGAUGACUAUAACAUUGUAGGUCCCGCAUCAACAUCCCAAGCUUCUGAUGUCACCCAUGGGUCCAUGGUGCCUGGUUUGUCACCAACAGAUUCCCCUUCAAUCCAAACUAUGGAUCGGUGUGGUGGAUAUGAUCCUUACAGGAUCCCGACUUCUGUGUUUUCAACAAGUAAAUCCAACAAAGAAAUGGAUUGGAGUGUUGCAUCCAAUGAGUCAUUGUUUAGCAUUCAUUUAGGCAACAACAGCUUUUCCAGAGACCACACAUUUUUUCUCGGUGAUUUGGGCAAGUCUGGGGAACUGUACAAAUCAGGCGAGUUGUUUUCGCUCAAUCCAGCCCCUCCAGUUCCAGUGGUAGAAAUUGAAAGUGACAGGAUUGAAGAAGUGAGGAAAUCUGGAGUUGGAGUGGCAGAUGAGACCAUCAAGGACAUAGCAAGAGCAAAUGCUGAAGAUCAUAGUGAGGGAAGGGUACCACCGCCAACUGUAUUUGGAAAAUCCCCUAGCCUCUCUCGCCGUUCUGAUGGGAGUGGGACUAGCACACGCUCUUUUGCCUUCCCAAUAUUGACAAAUGGGAUGAAAAGUUCUGUGAAGGUUACAGAGCCGUGUCUGGAGCAGCCGCCGCCACAACCACCACACACAACAGGGAAACUUGUUACUUGUGAGCUCCCUUUGGGGAAUACCACCCGAAAUCUGCAACGCUUCGCGUUUGAAAGGCAUGCUGUGUAUAAAGCUGUUCCAGAAAGUCCUCAAAACACUUCGUUGUCGAAUUUGAAAAUUUCGUACUCAUGA
Messenger RNA from Pyrus x bretschneideri (Chinese white pear), 1077 nucleotides. RefSeq lists its product as uncharacterized. Bases 1 to 1077 code for a protein of 358 amino acids. The record is from RefSeq and is a predicted model, not a curated record. The transcript has 3 exons. Lineage: Eukaryota; Viridiplantae; Streptophyta; Magnoliopsida; Rosales; Rosaceae.